GCUGCUCGGCACGGCGGCGCUUUACUAACACGGCGGCCCAGCCUGGCGGGGAAGGAAAUAGCUGCCAGACGCCCGGAAGUGGAGGUCUCCAUGGAGACUGUUCCGACGCGUUGCUAUGGCUCUAUGGCGGGGCGUAGCCGCCCAAGAUGGAGCAGAUCCCGGAGGAGGAGAGGUCCGGGGGGCCAGGGCCUGAAACCGGAUCGGAGACCGGGCCUCAGCCGGAGUCCGGGUCCGAGCAGGGGCCCGAAGAAUCCGAGUCCCAGCCUGGCCCGGCCUGCCUCGCCUGGAGCCACCUGGAGGUGGCUGAGUGGGUUCGGCAGCUGGGCUUCCCUCAGUACGAGGAGUGCUUUACAACUAACUGCAUCACUGGCCGCAAACUCAUCCACGUUAACUGCUCAAACCUGCCACAGAUGGGCAUAACGGACUUUGACCACAUGAAGGAGAUUUCAUGGCAUGUGCGAGAGCUGCUGGGGAUUGAGGAGCCUCUCUGGAGCAGAAGCAUUGCCCUCCCUUACAGGGACAACCUGGGCUUGUUUCUAGAACACAAAGCCCCAACUGGUGCAAAAACUGAUGCCCUCACCUUCUCUCAGUUUGUCCAAGAAGCAGGAUUAGAGCCAUAUGCUACAAUUCCACCUUUGUAAAAAGCCCAGACUGCUGUGAAAGCAGACACCCUCACCUUCUUUGUUCAAGAAGCUACAAUUCCAUUCUCUCCGGAUUAAAGAAAGGCACAUCGAUACUGUGAUUUGUUUAGUGCUGACAGUAUGCUCAGCCAUGCACAGUCCCU
Messenger RNA from Trachemys scripta elegans, 784 nucleotides. RefSeq names its product sterile alpha motif domain containing 15 (gene SAMD15). Bases 147 to 641 code for a protein of 164 amino acids. The record is from RefSeq and is a predicted model, not a curated record. The transcript has 3 exons. Lineage: Eukaryota; Metazoa; Chordata; Testudines; Emydidae. Gene Ontology annotation, molecular function: protein binding.